Molecule: messenger RNA, 1275 nt
Organism: Otolemur garnettii (small-eared galago)
Lineage: Eukaryota; Metazoa; Chordata; Mammalia; Primates; Galagidae
Gene: ASTL
Product: astacin like metalloendopeptidase
Exons: 9
Coding region: 1-1275 (424 amino acids)
Biological process (GO): proteolysis
Molecular function (GO): metalloendopeptidase activity; zinc ion binding
Source: RefSeq, a predicted model, not a curated record
AUGGGAGGCCUCUUGCCUUGGGUGCUGGGUCUGCUCUCCUGGCCAUGUUUGAUCCUUGGAGCUCCUUCAGCCUCCAGCUUCCCAGAAGGCCUCACCUCCGAGGAGACCAAUGUGUCUUGGGACAAGGACAUCCCUGCGAUUAACCAAGGGCUCAUCCCAGAGGAAACCCCAGAAAGCAGCUUCCUUAUCGAGGGGGACAUCAUCCGGCCAAGUCCCUUCCGACUGUUGUCAGCAACCAGCAACAAGUGGCCCAAGAACAGUGGUGGCAUUGUAGAGAUCCCCUUCCUGCUCUCUAGCAAUUAUGAUGAGCCCAGCCGCAAGGUCAUCCUGGAGGCGUUUGCUGAGUUUGAACGUUACACGUGUGUCAGGUUUGUCUCCCACCAGGGCCAGAAAGACUUCAUUUCCAUCAUCCCCAUGUACGGGUGCUUCUCUAGUGUGGGGCGCAGUGGAGGGAUGCAGAUGGUAUCCCUGGCACCUGCCUGUCUCCGGAAGGGCCGGGGCAUUGUCUUGCAUGAGCUCAUGCAUGUGCUGGGCUUCUGGCAUGAGCACGCACGGGCUGACCGGGACAGCUAUAUCCGUGUCAACUGGAAUGAAAUUCUCCCAGGCUUUGAAAUCAACUUCAUCAAGUCCCGGAGCAGCAACAUGCUGACACCCUAUGACUACUCCUCCGUGAUGCACUAUGGAAGGCUUGCUUUUAGCCGGCGAGGGCUGCCCACCAUCACACCACUCUGGGCCUCCAGUGUCCACAUUGGCCAGCGAUGGAACCUGAGUGCCUCGGACAUCACUCGGGUCCUCAAGCUCUACGGCUGCAGCCCGAGUGGCCCUGGACCCCAAGGAACAGGGUCCCAAGCCUACAGCAGCCGUAGGAGCCCUGCUCCUGCCUCCAGACCAUCCCUGCAGUGGCUUCUGGAGGUGCUGUCGGGGGAACCCGCGAGCCUUGACCCUAGCAACCCCAGGCCUGAAGGCCAGGAUGUUUCUGAAGGGCCUGGAGAGAACUCACGUGGGUGGGAGUCCCCUGCCCUGAAGAAGUUCAUUGUGGAGGCCUCAGCAAGGAUACCUCAGACCCCAGCUUCCUCCUCAGGGUCAAGGCCUAAAGUGAGCGUUCCUGCUAUUGCUCUGGUGCAGCAGUGGCUGGCCCAAGUGCCCACUGAACCCCCAGCCUCCUCUUCAGAAGCAGGAGACCAACCAGUGCCUAUCCAGGCUCCUUUGGGGAGCCCAGCUCUGCCAGGAGGCUGUGUACCUGGAAGUCACUUCAGGGAGCUGCCUAGAGAUUAA